This is a messenger RNA of Entamoeba invadens IP1, 450 nucleotides long. RefSeq lists its product as hypothetical. The coding region runs from base 1 to 450 and encodes 149 amino acids. Lineage: Eukaryota; Evosea; Mastigamoebida; Endamoebidae. The transcript has a single exon. The record is from RefSeq and is a predicted model, not a curated record.
AUGUUAUCAUUAAAGAAAAAGGCGGCGGAGGGAGAAUACGCCGAUGUGACAUCCACAGUGCCUAAAGCAAAUGGGUACGGCUUCAACGCGUUUUUAAAAAGUGUCAACAGAACGGCGAUGCUGUCUAACGAGGACACACAAAGAGAUUUUGAAGAACGUAGCAAACGCCAGAUAAAACAACUUCACAACAGAAUCAAAUAUUUGACGGGGAAAAAGCCGGCAAAGAAGACUGACGAAUUCAAAAAGAGUCAAAUAAAUAGUUCGACGAAAGUAAAGGAAGAAGAAGAAAUAAAAGAAAUGAAAGAUUAUAAAGAUAAUAAAGUCACUGCAAGUGAUGUUAAAGAAAACACAGAAAAGUCUUCUAAUGAGAUUUCAAUGGAGAAAAUUGAGUUUCAAAAAGAAGGAAAUGAAAGUAUAGAAACUCAAACUGAAGUCUCACAAAAUAAGUAA